UGGAUAAUCACGUGAUGAGAAUGAGAUCUCGACAGUCACUGUAAUUCUAUAAAUGAAGAGCUUAUCUGCCCUAUCGUAUUAUCAACAUUUAUCAUUUACACAUGUAUGUACAUGUAUCAAAGUAGAAUAAAUCUUCGAAUUUAAAAAAAAAUGUAAGUACGUCAAAUAUUAGCAUUCACUCAUGUAUUCAUUAAUAAUCAUAAUCUCAAUUUUAAUUGUUCUACUUUAAUUAAAAUUUCGCUUUUUUUUCGCCACACAACGCAAUCGUCCAAUAUUUUGUGUAUUUUCACAAUGUAAACUAAUCCAUUCUAAUUAUAUCUCUUGUACUUUCUCACAAUGUUUUUCUCUUCUCCUUUUUCUCGUAUAGAGUGGGAGUAUACAUUUAUUUCAGUUUAAUGUAGAAAAUACAACAUAUACAUGUGAUGCGGUUAAAAAGGCAGACAGAUGCUUUGAAGUUAGCCAGGAAAGGAUAGAGUUUAUGAAAAUUCAAAACGAUUUUGGAGGAUCAUGCGACUCAUGACGACAGUGAACGUUAAAUUGCUGCCAAUUUUACGGCAGCGCGGCAUGAUCGCGCGUUCCUUCUGCAAAAAUAAUUUCAGUCCGGUUAAUCAAACAUCGUCGCCGAUUUGCAUUAGAUCGCAACUAGCAAGAUCCAAUUAUUUAGGUGAAAAAUCAGAAUUAUUAUUGAGGAACAUACGCGGACGACGAAUUCAUCCUGCGGUGGUGUCAGUGAGAUUCUUCGCAACGAAAAGAUAUUCUGAUCCUCCGAGUGACGGCAAUGGAGAACAGCCAGCAGAUUAUCCUGCUUCUCUACCUGCAACUGUCGUGGUACCUGAAGUAUGGCCUCAUGUACCGGUCAUCGCUAUCAAUAGAAAUCCAGUGUUUCCUAGAUUUAUUAAACUCAUUGAAAUUAGCAAUCCGAUAUUGAUUGAUUUAAUACGUAGAAAGAUAAAGCUAAAUCAACCUUAUGUGGGAGUAUUCUUGAAGAAAACUGAAGAGAAUGAAGCUGAAAUAGUUCAAAACUUAGAUGACAUUUAUUCCAUUGGAACAUUUGCCCAAGUGCAUGAAGUGCAGGAUCUCGGAAACCGGUUAAGACUAGUAAUUAUGGCACAUCGAAGAAUUAAAAUUGUUAAUCAAAUAUUCGAGGAUGCCAAUCUAAAGCCAGAACAUGAAGAAAAAAAGAUGAAACUGACGUUUCCGCUAUUAAAUACUACAAUUACCGUCCCCGUAGACGAUACAGUUACCAGUGGCAAGAUAAGCCGGAGAUCAUUGCGCAAGAAAACAGAGAAUAAAGCUGCAGAGCAAACUGUGAAAACAGAAAAAGUCAGUGAGACAAGUUCUAUAGAAGAAAAGCCGCCGGCAGAUUCGCCUGAGAAAAGUACAGAGAAACCAUUAGAUGCGUCAACAACUCAGUCUAAUAGUCAACCUAUACUAAUGGUCGAAGUAGUAAAUGUUACACAUGAAAAAUUUAAGCAAACUGAAGAAAUUAAGGCUUUGACACAGGAACUUAUUAAGACUAUUCGAGAUAUAAUCAGCAUGAAUCCUUUAUAUCGUGAAUCUCUGCAACAAAUGCUGCAUCAAGGACAAAGAGUUGUAGAUAAUCCCGUUUAUCUUAGUGAUUUGGGUGCUGCUUUAACCGGUGCAGAUGCACAGGAAUUGCAGCAGGUUUUAGAAGAGAUGGAUAUUUUAAAACGAUUGAGACUGUCGCUUGCGCUUCUAAAAAAAGAAUACGAAUUAAGCAAGUUGCAACAGAAAAUCGGAAAAGAGGUUGAAGAGAAGGUAAAACAGCAACAUAGAAAAUAUAUUCUCCAUGAACAAUUGAAAGUCAUUAAGAAGGAACUAGGAUUAGAGAAAGACGACAAAGACGCGAUAGAAGAGAAAUACAGAGAAAGAAUAAGGCAGAAGACGGUUCCUAAACCAGUGAUGGACGUGUUAGAAGAGGAAUUGAAUAAACUGUCCUUCUUGGAAAGUCACAGUAGCGAAUUUAAUGUUACGAGGAAUUACUUAGACUGGCUUACGUCCAUGCCGUGGGGUUUAACAAGUACGGAGAAUUUAAAUCUUCAGGAUGCUGUCAAAAUUCUGGACGAAGAUCAUUAUGGAAUGGAAGACAUAAAGAAAAGAAUUCUUGAGUUCAUCGCUGUCAGUCAACUGAAAGGUAGCACGCAAGGAAAGAUAUUAUGCUUUCACGGCCCUCCUGGAGUGGGCAAGACAUCUAUAGCCAAGUCAAUUUCUCGCGCCUUAAACAGAGAAUACUUUAGAUUUAGUGUCGGCGGAAUGACGGACGUGGCGGAGAUCAAGGGGCAUAGGCGAACGUAUGUGGGAGCUAUGCCGGGCAAAGUUAUCCAGUGCUUGAAGAAAACUAAAACUGAGAAUCCGUUAAUUCUAAUAGACGAAGUUGACAAAAUCGGCAAGGGCCAUCAAGGAGAUCCAGCAUCCGCACUACUCGAAAUGCUCGAUCCAGAGCAGAAUGCAAAUUUCCUAGAUCACUAUUUGGACGUUCCAGUGGAUUUGUCGAAAGUUUUAUUCAUUUGCACGGCAAAUGUAAUAGAUACCAUUCCGGAACCCCUGAGAGAUCGUAUGGAGCUGAUAGACAUGUCGGGUUACGUAGCCGAAGAGAAACUGGCUAUCGCGAAGCAGUACUUGGUUCCACAGGCCAGAACCGAGUCCGGCCUCAGCAAUGAUCAAAUCAGCAUACAGGACGAGGCGCUUACGUCGUUGAUCAAAUCUUACUGUCGGGAAUCGGGGGUGAGGAGCUUGCAGAAACACAUAGAGAAGGUGCACAGGAAGGUGGCGUUCAAGGUCGUCAAGAAGGAAGCCGACAAAGUCGACGUAACCGCGAAUAAUUUGCACGAGUUCGUGGGCAAGCCUGUGUUCACGCAGGACAGGAUGUACGACAUCACGCCCGCUGGUGUGGUGAUGGGACUGGCGUGGACCGCGAUGGGCGGAUCCACACUCUUCAUCGAGACCACUAUGAGAAAACCGACGAGCGGCAAAAAAGCGGAGGGUACUUUCGAAGUCACCGGUCAUCUGGGCGAUGUGAUGAAGGAGUCCAUACACAUCGCGAUGACCGUGGCAAGAAAUUACCUGAAAAGAGAGGAUUCUUCUAAUACGUUUUUGUACGAUUCACAUUUACAUAUACAUGUGCCAGAGGGCGCUACACCGAAGGACGGGCCCAGCGCGGGUGUAACGAUCGCUACGGCGUUGCUCUCGCUUGCUAAAAAUCAAGCUAUUAGACAAGAUGUGGCGAUGACGGGUGAACUGAGUCUCAUGGGCAAGGUACUUCCUGUAGGUGGUAUUAAGGAGAAAACCAUUGCAGCAAAGCGGGUCGAUGUUAAAUGUAUAAUUUUACCGGAAGAAAACAAGAAGGAUUUUAACGACUUACCAAAAUAUAUCACGGACGGUUUAGAAGUACACUUUGCUACGACGUUCGAUGAUGUUUAUCGUAUUUGUUUCGCGCAAGCAAAAGAGACCGAAUCUUUCCGAUCUGAUAAACCAGUUACUACUCAUGUUUCAUCUACGCAACCAACAUUUGGAUAGAGAAUAUUUUACCGACAGAUUAUCUUGUUUCCUGUGUACAAUAUGUCUACAAUAAUUAAAAACAAUUUAUGUUAUUUUAAAAAAAAGUGAAAAUGGGAAUAUAUUAUUUUUCACGAUAUCAAUAAUAUAAUUUUUUAAAUUUUGUUAAAAAACACAUUUUGUGAAAAUCUAAAAACAUGAAUAAUUCUUCAAUUUAGCAAAUACAUUUGGAUAUUUGUAAAUAACAAAUGUUAUAAUGAACCGAGUAAUAGUAUUCUAGAACAAUUACUAACGAUUCUUCAUAAAAUAUGUGUAUAUAACUGAAUAGCAUAACUUGUAAGCUUAAGAGAGAAAAUUAUCAAUUUUCUGCUGUUAAUAAAGAAAAAUGUUUUGUUA
Molecule: messenger RNA, 3912 nt
Organism: Linepithema humile (Argentine ant)
Lineage: Eukaryota; Metazoa; Arthropoda; Insecta; Hymenoptera; Formicidae
Source: RefSeq, a predicted model, not a curated record